Messenger RNA from Fukomys damarensis (Damara mole-rat), 647 nucleotides. Its product is annotated as C-C motif chemokine 3-like. Lineage: Eukaryota; Metazoa; Chordata; Mammalia; Rodentia; Bathyergidae. Gene Ontology annotation, molecular function: chemokine activity; CCR chemokine receptor binding. The record is from RefSeq and is a predicted model, not a curated record. The coding region runs from base 68 to 349 and encodes 93 amino acids. Gene Ontology annotation, cellular component: extracellular region. Gene Ontology annotation, biological process: G protein-coupled receptor signaling pathway; neutrophil chemotaxis; lymphocyte chemotaxis. The transcript has 3 exons.
ACACGUCCUCAAGUCUCAGCUUUAUUGGCUGCUGCUUGAAUUCACUCAUUCUCUGCUGCCCAGUGACAUGAAGGUCCCUGUGGCUGCCCUCACUGUCCUGAUCCUCACUGAGUCCAUUUUCUCCUGGACCUGCUCUGCUUCAUUGGGUGCUGAUACCCCAACUGCUUGCUGCUGCUUCUUUAUCUCCCGGAAGAUCCCGCGUAAAUUUGUGGUGGACUAUUAUGAGACGAGCAGCCAGUGCCCCAAGUCAGCUGUCAUCUUCCAAACCAAAAGAGGUCGGGAGGUCUGUACCAACCCUAGAGACACCUGGGUCCAGGAAUUCAUCACCGACCUGGAGCUGAACUCCUGAGUGGCCUGGAGGCAGCAAGGAGGCCUCACAUCUGUGGGCCGAUUUGGGAGCAAAACACCUGAGUCAGGGUGGUGACCCUGCAGUUCUGGAGGCCAUUUGUUCUGUGGGUCCCACCCUCACUCCCACUGCCCUCUGGGGUCCUCCUUAACAUUCAUUUUAGUUUUAUGUAUCUCAUUUCAUUUUUGUAAUUUAUUUCCAUUUUUAAUUGUGUUAUGCAGUGAAUGUUUCCUCUGAAAUCUCAUGAUACCCUCAUCACCAUCUUUCCCCUUUCUUUCAACUCUUCUCAAAUUGUAUAUAU